GUUCCCGCCAGGCUAGGCAGUGGAGCGCCGCACAGCGCGCCUUCCCGCCUCUCAGCUGCUGCCCCAGCAGUUCCGACCCAGCGCCAGCAGGCCUGCUCGGUCGAUCUUCGAGCCGAAGAUGCGGCGGGGCUGGAAGAUGGCUCUGUCCGGGGGGCUACGGUGCUGCCGCCGUGUACUUUCCUGGGUGCCUGUGCUUGUUAUCGUCCUCGUCGUGCUCUGGUCCUACUAUGCCUACGUCUUUGAACUCUGCUUGGUGACUGUUUUGAGCCCAGCAGAAAAAGUUAUCUACCUCAUAUUCUACCAUGCCAUCUUUGUGUUCUUUACCUGGACCUACUGGAAGUCUAUUUUUACACUCCCACAACAGCCAAACCAGAAGUUCCACCUGUCCUAUACCGACAAGGAGCGCUAUGAAAAUGAAGAGAGACCUGAGGUCCAGAAGCAGAUGCUUUUUGAUAUGGCCAAGAAGCUACCAGUUUACACAAGAACCGGGAGUGGAGCCGUAAGGUUCUGUGACCGGUGCCAUUUGAUCAAGCCAGAUCGCUGCCACCACUGCUCUGUCUGUGCCAUGUGUGUAUUAAAAAUGGAUCAUCAUUGCCCUUGGGUUAAUAACUGCAUUGGAUUUUCCAACUAUAAAUUCUUCCUUCAGUUCUUAGCUUAUUCUGUUCUCUAUUGCCUGUACAUUGCUACAACGGUCUUCAGCUAUUUCAUCAAAUACUGGAGAGGGGAAUUGCCCAGUGUUCGCUCUAAGUUCCAUGUCCUUUUUCUCCUCUUUGUGGCCUGCAUGUUUUUUGUCAGCCUUGUGAUUCUCUUUGGUUACCAUUGUUGGCUUGUCAGCAGAAACAAAACCACCUUAGAGGCCUUCUGUACUCCAGUGUUUACAAGUGGCCCAGAGAAAAAUGGGUUCAACCUUGGCUUCAUCAAAAAUAUCCAGCAGGUGUUUGGAGAUAACAAGAAGUUCUGGUUAAUACCUAUUGGGUCCAGAUUAUCCAGAAGGAUCAUCAUCUCUUGCUGUGGAAACGGAAACAUAGCAGUUUUCACAUUUCCUGCAUCUCUCAAACAGGACCCUCUAUCUCCAAUGAAGCUUACAGAGUUCAAUGUUGGGAACCAUUCUAAUCUUCAAAAUAAGUCACCAUGGCAGAUUGGAAGCUUCACAAUUUGAAAGCAUCCCAUCAAAUACUUGCUGUGCAGAUAGAUGUUUCAGGACUUUACAGGUUAUUUAAUUUACUAGCUGAACUCAUCAAUCUGGUAGCAAUUAAUUCAAGCCAGUCUUCCUCUGCUUCUUUCUUCAUUUCCCCUCUCCCCAUCUGUGAAAGCCUAAAUGUAACAUAUUUAUCUUUCCAGAGGCUCUUUUCAUUCCUCCUGUCAGGUAAAGGGGAACUCAAAAGACUUCCUUGGAGUCUUUAACUCCCCUAGAAAGACUGUUAAUCAUAUCUAUAGAGUCUUUGUUUUAUUGAGGGGAAUCAGACUAGCUUGCUGCUUGUACACAUGUGCAUUUAUAAGCAUGCAUAUGUGCAGCAUAUUUACACAAAAUUCUUCUGUGGUGUUGUGAAAAU
This is a messenger RNA of Balaenoptera ricei (Rice's whale), 1553 nucleotides long. RefSeq names its product zinc finger DHHC-type palmitoyltransferase 15 (gene ZDHHC15). Gene Ontology annotation, biological process: protein targeting to membrane; peptidyl-L-cysteine S-palmitoylation; synaptic vesicle maturation. Gene Ontology annotation, cellular component: endoplasmic reticulum; Golgi apparatus. Lineage: Eukaryota; Metazoa; Chordata; Mammalia; Artiodactyla; Balaenopteridae. The transcript is spliced from 11 exons. The record is from RefSeq and is a predicted model, not a curated record. Gene Ontology annotation, molecular function: protein-cysteine S-palmitoyltransferase activity. The coding region runs from base 119 to 1159 and encodes 346 amino acids.